Carassius auratus (goldfish) is the source of this 4487-nucleotide messenger RNA. Its product is annotated as neuronal PAS domain-containing protein 1-like. The record is from RefSeq and is a predicted model, not a curated record. Gene Ontology annotation, molecular function: protein dimerization activity; DNA-binding transcription factor activity, RNA polymerase II-specific; RNA polymerase II transcription regulatory region sequence-specific DNA binding. Gene Ontology annotation, biological process: regulation of transcription by RNA polymerase II. The coding region runs from base 1038 to 3350 and encodes 770 amino acids. Lineage: Eukaryota; Metazoa; Chordata; Actinopteri; Cypriniformes; Cyprinidae. The transcript has 12 exons.
UGAGAAAGUGAGUGAUGGAGAGAGAGAGAAACGGAGGAAAGAAAGGAGGAGGGGGUGAUGUAUCAAUAUUCUGAGUAGUGUUUGAGGGCAAGAAGAACGAUCCGGGGAAGGGUGAAAGAGGGGCGCGGGUGCAAGAAACAGUCCGAGCGGGUUUAUUCGCUCAGUGUUUGUUAGCGUGAGUCCAUGGGGGCGAGAUGAUAUCGGUAGAGGACGGAGACUCAAGUAUGUGUUUGUCUGAGAGAAGUGUUGUUCAAGUCGAAUGUGACGGAAUCUUAGCCGAACGCUAGCCAUAACUCCACUCUCCCUCGCUCUCUUUUACUCUGUGUGCUAAUCAGCAUUUGAAAGGCAGCUUUGACAGUGAGAAAGAAAAGUGAGGGCAGUGGGGAGGAGGGAGUGUAAACGAGAAAGAAACGAGAGAGAGAGAGAGAGAGAGAGAGGUAGGGGCCGUACAAGCAUUUCUUUUAUAUUUACUAGCGAUUGAGGAGAGAGAGAGAGGGAGCGGGUGAAGAGACGACCGGUGCGUGCAGCUUUCCCAAGAGGAAAUGAAAAGAAAAGAAGCUCAACGAGGAAAGAGAGACAGCCAAAGCCAGGAGCACGCCAGAGGAGGAAACAGACUCGCAUCCUCUAACUCCAGUCACAUCUGAGACGAUCCCGCUUGGAAAGUGAAGGAGGAGAGAGGGGGAGAGCGUGGUCACAGCCGCUGAGCGUCCACACACACACACACUCUUGCGGCAGCGGACCACUGUGUGUUCGCCUGCUCUUUUGUGCCGGCAGCUGGGAUAGUUCUUGGCCCCGUCUGACCCCCUUGUCACCCCCUGUGUGAGUGUGUGUGUGUGUGUGGGAGCGCGAGGGGACCAGGAACGUGGACUGAGCGGAGGGGAGGGUCACCGGUUCGGGUGUCUGGACGGAGGAGGAGAGAAACAUCUGCCUCCAAAACAGCUGGACAUGCACAUCAGCUCUUCUGUUGGGGGUCUCGGACUGACAUAGCCUCGGCCAAUCACAGCCUGAGUUAGAGGUGGCGGCCCGUAGGGGGCGUGAUGGCGGCCAUGCCGUUCGUCAGCGAGGGCAAGUGUGUGAGCGUGGAGUGGGACUUCCUACAGGGGCUGCUCGCCAAACCACCCACCUUACCCUGCUUGCAGAACUUGAGGAAGGAGAAGUCUCGCAAUGCAGCUCGUUCUCGACGGGGUAAGGAGAACUUUGAGUUCUUCGAACUGGCGAAAAUGCUUCCCCUCCCCGGUGCAAUAACCAGCCAGCUGGACAAGGCCUCCAUCAUCCGCCUCACCAUCAGUUACCUGCACAUGAGACACUUUGCCAGUCAGGGAGACCCACCCUGGAGCCCUCUACUGGAGGGGGAGAACAACUGCAACAAGGUGCGAAGAACAAGCCAUUCGUUGGUGACUGACAUAUUUGAACAGCACCUGGGAGCUCAUCUUCUACAGUCUCUGGAUGGAUUUGUGUUCGUGGUCAGUCAGGAAGGACGAUUUCUUUAUAUCUCAGAGACUGUGUCCAUCUACCUUGGCCUUUCACAGGUUGAGUUGACUGGCAGUAGUGUGUUCGAUUACAUCCACCCUGCGGAUCAUGUUGAGAUGGCAGAGCGUCUUGGCAUUAGGCCACACCUCCGAGCAGAGGCAGGCUGUCAAACGUCCCAUGAGAGCGCUUCAAGCUCCGCCUCCACAUCCUCGCUGGCCGGCACUCCAGAACCAGCACCAUCUAGUCCCUGUUCUCCAGGAGGUGAGUUAUCAGAACGUGGAUUCUUCAUCAGGAUGAAAUCCACCCUCACCAAGCGUGGCCUCCACGUUAAGUCCUCGGGCUAUAAAGUGAUUCAUGUGACAGGUCGGAUUCGGUGUCGGCCAGCCCUGGUGCCAGGCUCCUCCCGCCCCUUGCAUCGACCAAUGGGAUUGGUUGCUCUGGCUCACACGCUUCCACCCUCCACACUCAAUGAGGUGCGCAUGGAAAGUCAAAUGUUUGUCUUCAGAGUCAACAUGGACCUGCAGGUCACCUACUGUGAGAACAGGAUUUCAGAGUAUAUGGAUCUGAGCCCAACUGAGGUGGUGGGACGCACCUGCUACCAUUUCAUCCAUGCAGAAGACCUGGACACCAUCAGGCAGAGCCAUGAAGACUUGCUGCGGAAAGGGCAGGUUGUGACGGGGUAUUAUCGCUGGUUGCAAAGGAGAGGAGGGUAUCUGUGGAUCCAGUCCUGUGCCACCGUGUCCAUUAACCACAAAGCGCCCCAUGAGCGUAACGUCAUCUGGGUCAACUAUGUGCUCAGUCGACCAGAGCUGGCAGACAUGCCUUUGGACUUAUUACAACUCCCAGAAAGCCUGAGGGCAGAGAGGCUUCAAGCAAGCUCCUCCCCACGUGACACCUCUCCAAAGGCACAAGGCUCCGCAGGGACACAGCCAUUGAAAGGCAGGACCGAGACAGACCACAAAGGGAAGGAAGCCUUCUCAAACACUGCUGCCAGCCGACCAGAGAACACCAGAAAGAGAUCGCACCAGUCUAAUGCUGAAAGCGGUCCUCCUGAGGUGAGGAGGCGGAUGGAGGUUUUUCGGCAGAGAGAGGAAAGCCCAUGUACCUCCUCGGACCAAGCCAGUGACAGCGAGGUGGAAGAGGACGAUGAGAGGGAGAGCGAGUGGGACCACAACCCCUCCAGAAAACGGGUGAAGAGCGAAGACGGGCAGUUGAAGCAAGGCAACGGGGCCAAUGGAGCAAGUAAGAUCCACAACGGUCGUGCAGUGAUCCAGCAUCUUAAGAGUGUGGUGACCAGUUCCGGGUCGAAUAUUAAGACUGAACAAGAAGUAAUGGGAACAAGUGUAGGUGCAGGUUCUGGAAGGCGUUGGAGCCAAGCUCAACCCAGCAGUGGAGGGACCAAUGGCAGCAGUUCACCUUCCCAACCUCAAAACUCGACCUCGACAGAAGCUCCGUCCAAGGGCCUGUUCAACCCACCCUCCCCGACCCUGUCGCCAUCCAUUCUGGCCUCAUCCCUGCCCAGAGAUGAUCGGUCCAUGCACGGAGGGCGUGCUCCGGACUUCGAACUGCUGCAGAGACUCACUGCUAGUGGGGCUGCAGGACGUGUGCUGUUUCAUCCCCUGGCUAUAGGCCCACAGGGGCCUCAGAGUCUCUAUGCUCCCAGCACUAUUCGCUACGCCCCACCUGAGAUGCCUACAGCUCACGCUGAAGGGCACCGCUCAGACCAUGUGGCCAAAACUCCUACUUUCUUUCCCCACUUGCAAAGGAUCGCUUCUCUGCCUCCCUUCAGUGGAUUUUCUCCAGCUGAACCCACUUUUCCUCCAACUCUGCCCUUCUGUAUGAAUGGACUGAGGGGAAUGGCAGGGACAGAUGAGGAUUGAAGGACAAAGAUAGAAAAAAAUUUAAAGGGUAGGCAGAACAGGUCAUAAAGGACAGGGCACAACAUUGAGAGAGGAACUGCAGAAGAACUUUGGGUUUUUAAAACAGUCUUCCGAGCAUCCUCUCCAGACUUUUCUCUGUUAAUUUGUUAGUGUGUCUUCCUCUCUCUCUGGACAAGCAGUCAAAGCCAUAACGAACAUAUGAAGGACGUCAUGCAACUUACACGAAGGGGCCAUCAUUGAGGCCUAAACCACUGGAAAUUCAGGGAGGUCAUGAGGAAGGAGAGCCGAGGAAAUUGUUCUGGGGUUGCAUACAUAGGUCCUCUUUGACCCCUAGGGAAAUGGGCCCACCUAUACAUUUUUCCAAGUCCCCAUAAUUUAAGAAAACACACAGGAAUAUGCAAGCAUGGACAAAAGUAGAAUGGCGGCAAUUGCCAAAUAAGACAUUCCUAAGGAAACAAUACAUAAGAAAGCACACAGGUCCCUGACUGACAGAGGGGUCAUAAUGAAAAUAAAGAUUAGAACUUUUGAACAGUGUAGAAUUUUCAUUUUUGUAUAAAAAAAAAAGAAUUGUCUUUAAACAUCUAAAAUCACUUGAAAAAUGAUUAAUUCAAGGUCAUAGCCAUAUAGAUAACGCUGAGUUAAGAGGCUCCAUACAUGCAAAUGCUUCAAAAGACCCCCCCCCCCACAAGACAUGAGCAAAUAUCACAGACUAAUCUUCCUAUAAGAAAUGUGGGGGUUUUGGGGGUGGUUAAGUGUGUCUAUUUGUCAUGUAUCAUGUCCAAGCACUUAUAGUAUAUUGUUGCAUACAUGUAGCACUUCAUCCAUGGCCAGACAUUUUAGUUCUUCUACUGUAAAAACCACAAGAAUUAAGUUUACAAUAGUUGUGCCAGAAAUGUGCAGAUGAUAUCACAAACUAAAGUGUGAAGAAUGUUGUCUGUUAUAUAAAGGUGUAAUGUUUUAUUUUAAAAUAAAUUGUCCACUGGAUAUCACAAACCUUGUCAUAAACAUGUCCAGGUACUAUUUCACUUACAAAUUCUGUAUUUUGCUCAUUUAUAUUCAUUUUUUUAUGACAUUAUUGAAUUCAGUUCAUUUACUAUACAGGUGCAUCUCAAUGAAUUAGAAUGUCAUGGAAAAUUU